Molecule: messenger RNA, 1949 nt
Organism: Triticum dicoccoides
Lineage: Eukaryota; Viridiplantae; Streptophyta; Magnoliopsida; Poales; Poaceae
Product: probable protein S-acyltransferase 7
Exons: 5
Coding region: 273-1589 (438 amino acids)
Biological process (GO): peptidyl-L-cysteine S-palmitoylation; protein targeting to membrane
Cellular component (GO): endoplasmic reticulum; Golgi apparatus
Molecular function (GO): protein-cysteine S-palmitoyltransferase activity
Source: RefSeq, a predicted model, not a curated record
CCUGUCGUCCGGCCCUGACCCGACCGGCCGAGCCCGAAGACCUCAUCGUCCUCGUCCCCUCCCACCUCUCCUUUUUUCCGCCUCGCGCCCGCCUCCGUCCACGCCGCCGCCUCCGCAGCAGCCCUGUCGCCGGGGUGACCUCGGUGCGGCGGCGUUGCGUCCGGACCUCUCUCCGGGGAAGGCGAGGCAGGACGGGUCAUCAUUUGCCGUAGGGGCGGAGGUCGCGUCGGGGGGAGGGUGCUCUAGGGUUUCCUGCCUCUGCGGCGGGCGGCAUGUACGUGCCACGGCCCUCCCGCUCCGAUGGCAGCCGAGACGCCGGCGAGCAGCCUAGGGUUUACCAGGUUUGGCGCGGAAACAACGAAUUCUUCUUGCAAGGGAGGCUUAUAUUUGGGCCUGAUGCGAGAUCCAUAUUUCUUACUAUGUCCCUCAUCUUUGUACCAGUGGUGGUGUUCUGUGUGUUUGUCGCCAGACACCUCAUAAAUGACUUUCCUGAUCACUGUGGUAUCUCAGUGAUGGUAGUGGUAGUUGUCUUCACCGUCUAUGAUUUGACGCUACUUCUUCUUACAUCUGGUAGAGACCCUGGAAUAAUACCUCGCAAUACUCACCCUCCUGAACCUGAAAGCAUCUAUGGGAGCAAUUACAUUAGAGGUCAAACACCGCUCCGUUUGCCUCGGACGAGGGAUGUUGUUGUAAACGGAAUUAGUGUGAAGGUUAAGUAUUGUGACACCUGCUUGCUUUACCGACCACCUCGAUGCUCACACUGUUCUAUUUGCAAUAACUGCGUGGAACGGUUUGAUCAUCAUUGCCCAUGGGUUGGCCAAUGCAUUGGGCAGCGUAAUUAUCGGUUCUUCUACAUGUUUGUAUUCUCCACCAUGUUAAUCUGCCUCUACGUAUUUGCCUUCUGUUGGGUGUACAUAAUCAAGAUUAGUGAUGCUGAGCAUUUGUCAAUUGGGAGGGCAAUGUUAAAGACACCAGCCUCAAUUGUUCUGAUUGUCUACUGUUUUCUUUGUGUGUGGUUUGUUGGUGGUCUGUCUGUCUUCCAUUUCUAUCUGAUGAGCACAAACCAGACAACUUAUGAAAAUUUCAGAUACCGCUAUGAUCGGCUGGCUAACCCCUAUAACAGAGGUAUUCUGAACAACAUUCUAGAGAUAUUCUGCAGCUCUAUUCCUCCUUCAAAGAACAAUUUUCGUGCAAGAGUCACGGUAGAGCAAGGUGUAGAACAAGCACGAUCUUCAUCUAGGGGUUCCAUGAGCCCCAACAUGGGCAAGGCUGUUGGAGAUCUUGAAAUGGGCAAGAAGCCAGCGCCUUGGGAUGAACCCAGGACGACAGCCGAUAUUGGCGACUUGGAAGUAGGUCUUGGUGGCAUGUUGGAUGAGAAAGAGGGCAGAGUAACCCAUGCAUCCCCAGAUGUUAGCCGAGAUGAACUUUCCGCGGAGCUUGUGGAAGGCCGAGCAGGCAUGCAUUCAAGGCAUUCAAGCUGGGAUCCUAGAGCUGAAACCUCGGAGUCAGUGAACGGCAAUUCUGUGCAAACAGCCCCUACCGAGGAGGCUAAUGGGGGCGGCCAUGUUACUACGAGCGGUGUGCACUAGCAAGCACAAACGGAAUGCUACAGACGAACACUUGAGCUCUGCGUUGCAGUGCGCCAUCGAUCAUGUUCUGAAUGGAGCAUCAUGUGUAUACCAGUUGUGGCAGGAUAAGGUCCUGGACGUGUGUAAUUCAGAACAGACUUCCCGGCGGUGCAUCAGACCGUCCAAGCUUGUGUUGUUGUGUGUGUUUGUUGUGUCGAGAAAGUGGCCUAUAAUAGCUCAAGCUCCCACCCUUCCCGGGUUUGGGUUGAUGUUGUAUCUGCAAUGCAAUUGUGUGUGUGUAUAUAUAUACAAAUUAUGGGACAGUUUGUUUUCUCAGGAGGUGAGGCAUAUUUAAUCAAGAUUUAUUAUCUCGGAGUGUAA